Styela clava is the source of this 3867-nucleotide messenger RNA. RefSeq lists its product as uncharacterized. The record is from RefSeq and is a predicted model, not a curated record. Lineage: Eukaryota; Metazoa; Chordata; Ascidiacea; Stolidobranchia; Styelidae. Gene Ontology annotation, cellular component: nucleus.
ACAAACAUUUUUUUUACAGGUUUUGAUAUUUUAUUUUUUUCUUAUAUUUAUAAAUGCAUUCAAACGAGAUGACUUCUCCAGUGAAACGUGAAAAACCUUUUCAUUCAGCAACAAAGGUGAAGAAUCGAAUACUGCAAUCAUGUGAGCUGCCGGUGCUAUUUUCUGAUCCAAUAGACUUGCUAAAAUUUAAACCAAAAAAGCCCAACCCAAGUCCUUUAAAAGCCAGACCUACAAGUUCCAAUGUAUCAACAAUGGACAGCAAGAAGCCACCUUUACCUUCUAGUGGAACCACCACAAUUGUCAAACAGAUGAAGCCUCACUUGAAGCAUGUUUCAACAACAAAAAUGGAAUCUUCUCGACCACUCAACGAUAAAACAAAAAACAGCAAUAUCAAAAAAAGUUCACUUGAUAAUACAAUAAAAGCACACAAACAAAAAACAAAAGUGAAAAAAGAGAGUUUUAAUGGACAUUCACAGGGAGAAAAUAUAAAACAUGAAAAAAGAAACGAAGAAGGAAUCAAAAUGAAUACCCAUAAAGUAGCAACUGAAAAAGAUAAAAGGUCUUCUUCACCAGUCUUGAGAAUGACACCAAGAAAAAGAGCUGACAGCAGACAUAGUGACCCAGGCGAUAAUGUCUUUGAUAAUAUUAUGAACUUCAGUUCAAAUGACAAACUUGGUUUGAGCCGAGAGGAAACGAUUCAAAGUGGAAAUAUCACAAGUAUUGAACAACUGCUGCCUGCUGUAUCAAAUCCAAGCAGUAUUUCAGCCACCACAGAAGUACCAGGAAGAACAACUCUCACAAAAUCAGAAAAAUUUAAAUCAUCAGAUUCACCUGUUGUUAAAAUAGAACCCCAAUCAGAUGUAAACGUACAAAGUUCCUGUUUUAAAAAUGGUUCGUCAGAAAAUCAUCAUAAAGUUCAUACAUCAGAGGUUGAACAUAGAAAAAAUGCUUUCGAUAAAAACAACAAUCUUUCUCAUCCGGUUAGAAACGUAAAGAGAGAAUGUAGCCCUACCAUCAUCGGACAGCAUAAGGAGAAAAAACGUAAAAAACUUUCGUUCCAAGAAAACGGCACAAAAAACGAAGCAAAAUUUGAAACUAAAAUAGAGUCUGCAAUUGAUGAAAUAAACGCAAAAUCAAAAAUCACCAGUAAUAUUAUCAAACAAGAACGUUCCGAAUCACCACAACACACUGUAAAGAUUACCUCAAGUCAAGAUAGUCAAACAACAAAAGCAAAAAUUGAGAUAGAAUCUCAAGCUGAUGAUCCACAAUCAUCUUCUGAUGAUUCUGAUAGCUCUACUUCAUCAACAUCUUCAUCCACAACGUCUUCUUCCUCGGAUUCUGAAUCUUCAUCAUCUCAUGACACAACCAGGUACGUGAAACAAAAAAGUGCCGACUCAGAUGAUGAAAAACAGAAGAAAAACCAGGUGCAUGACUCAGCAGAAGACUCACCAUUGACUAGUGAUGAAACAACAGAUGAAAAGGAGAAACUACCUUGGAUGCCAUCUGUGUCGUAUUUCCAGGCAUUGCCAGAAGAUUUAGAGAUUUUAUCAUAUUUUACUUUUAGUAAUCCAAAGUUUCGAAAAUUUGUACACGUUCAAACUUGCCCGAAUGGUGAAGCACCCGUUCUUCAUGCUUUUAAGCAUGAAUUAAAAGAUCUUACAGAAGAAGAGUUAGAUUUAUUCGCUGAUGAUUUCUGCAGGCUCAGUUACAUGGAAAGCAAGCCAAAUAUACCUGAUUUUGUCAUGGGAAUUGUACAUGAUUCACUUAGUGAUGCGCCAGAUUUUCUCGAAUACUUAGCUGAAGAGCAUGGAGAUAUGACCGUGAAAGUCGAAGUCUUGGGACAACGUGACAUCCUUACCAUGACAGCAUCGGAAUUCAAAUCAAAAGUUCACGAGACAUACUCCAAAACCAGUGGCAUGUAUAGAUAUGGUCCAAUGAGGCAAAUUAGCCUUGUCGGUGUUGUACAUGAGGAAUCUGGUGGAUACCUUCCUGAUAUUCUUGAUAUCCUUGAAAAAGAUCCAUUCUUAAGAAAGACCACCCCUUGGGGUGAGAUGUCCUGUACACCAAUGGAAUGCCGGUCACUUAGUAAUGAUGGCCCAAUCAUGUGGAUAAGACCAGGAGAACAGAUGAUUCCAACAGCGGAUUUGAAAGGAUCUCCAGUAAAACGAAGAAGAUCAAAUCAGCCAGGAGAAUUACGACGACUAUCUUUCCAGUACAAUUCAAGGGCAACGGAAACGAGAGAGGUUCUUGUGGAAGAUAGAACGAAAGCUCAUGCUGACCAUGUUGGAAAUGUCGUUGAUCGACAAACUACAUGGGCAGUUGGUGCAUUAAAAGCUGUUACAGCUGGACAAAAAUCGAGAAUUAAUCGUGUGGUUAAAGAUGUUUAUUGUUUUCACCCAUCGUCAUUCAAUCAAGUCACCGGUAUUCUUCAAAUUGAUUUAUUUGAACCUCCUAUGUCACAGUGUGUGAAAUGGGUUGAUGAAGCAAAACUGAAUCAAAUGAGAAGGGAAGGAGUAAGAUACGCACAUAUUCAACUGUAUGACAACGACGUAUACUUUAUACCUCGUAAUGUCAUACACCAGUUCCGUACAGUGGCUUCAACGACAAGUAUCGCAUGGCACUUAAGGCUGAAAGGUCUACAUGGCGAUCCGACCUAUAUUAAAUCAUAGUAACGUUAAAUUUAUCUGUUUUACUCCUCUCAGUUCAGCAAUUUUGCUUCUUGCUGCCAUUAUCUGCCCUGUCUGGACUUUGACGCUCUUCAUUUUGAAGCCUUGAUUUUAUUUUCGGUGGAAUGUGAGCCAGCGAUAAAAGCCGGAUUGGGGGUUUUACCGACUGCCAUGCAGAACUGUGUCGUCCACUACGUUUUCCUAUUUUUACAUUCCCCUCUGUAGCGGCUAACCACCUUUGGGAUUGUUUUUAGCCAGCAGGGGGCACACAUGAUUUCAUUUUUAUAAAACAACCCCCAGAUGACCUACUGUUUUCUUUUGUAGUUUUGCACUUCAGAACAGUAGUACUUUUAUUUUUUUGAAUCUGUUCGUUCUAGCCCACCCUUUUUUAUUGUGCGCUUUUAAAAUGAAUUUUACAUUGUUAAAAUAGCUUCAGGAAGCUAGCUAGUUCCAUAAAACUUGCCUUCGGCUAUCAAUCAAAUAAGGUUCAUAGUUAGUCAACUAUGUCAAACAUUAGUGCAUGGAUAGAGAUAUGGAAAAGACAAUGGUUUAAAUCUCAGCACUAUCCUCUCAAAUCCUGCCCAGAUGAAAAGGUGUACAACAUGGUUAAGUUCCACUACAGUGAGGUCCGUCUGUUAACUAAGGGUGUCAUUCGGAACAUAUCCUAGAGCGGUGGUUCCCAAGAAAUUUUGUUGUUUCAAUGCCAGCGUAACCAUCGAAAAGAGGAAGUUGCGUUGCCUUAUUUAGUGAUAUUUUUUUCAUCAUCAUAUUGAAUGUUUUAAGUGUCUUCAUUUUUGACGAUGCUUUUGUUCCGCAAAAAAGAAAACACUAUAACAUUUUAAUCUGUGAGCUGAUUGCAAGCCAAAAAUUUGGUAUUCCAGUGCCCUAUUUUAUAAUUCGGAAUUGUUUCAUGCAGUCAAAAACAACUCUAUAGCAAAACAGGCAGUCCGCAAAGUCGUCUUAUUCGAUGUUACCUGUUCAUCGAGGCAAAAUGGUUGGGAACCACUGAGCUAGAGAGAGCAUAUCUUUCGUGCAAAGCCUUCUAGAUUACUGAAACUUUUUGGUGCACAAACAGAAGUUCAAGUGUUAAAUAAAUCUUCUUCAGAUUUGUAGAGGUUAUUAAGAAAUUUAUGGGUUCUGUUCCACCUUCUUGCGGUCUGGUGUUUUGACUGUUUUUAUAAAUGGUAUUUACUUUCAAAAC